Messenger RNA from Thalassophryne amazonica, 1083 nucleotides. Its product is annotated as olfactory receptor 1019-like. Lineage: Eukaryota; Metazoa; Chordata; Actinopteri; Batrachoidiformes; Batrachoididae. Gene Ontology annotation, biological process: G protein-coupled receptor signaling pathway. The record is from RefSeq and is a predicted model, not a curated record. Gene Ontology annotation, cellular component: membrane. Gene Ontology annotation, molecular function: G protein-coupled receptor activity; olfactory receptor activity.
AUGUCUGAUCAAGGGUUAAACGAAACAAUGAACCACAGAAUCGCUCUUUUCUCUGUGACUUUAAUCUGUUUCUGUUUGAUUUUGCUGUUAAAUGUUUCUCUUGUGAUCAUCAUUUUAGAUAAGAAUCUCCAUGAACCCAUGUAUAUUCUAUUAUGUGCUGUUUGUAUGAAUAGACUAUAUGGAACAACAGGUUUUUACCCCAAAUUUCUGUUGGAUCUGCUCUCUCCUGUCCAUUUGAUCUCUUAUUCCAGCUGUCUGAUUCAGGCUCUGGUGAUACACUGGUUUACUUCCAGUGAACUUUCUAUUCUUGCACUUAUGUCAUAUGACAGAUACAUGGCUAUAUGUCGCCCCCUGCAGUAUCACUCUAUCAUGACAAAGAAAAGACUCUCUCUUCUGGUUUUCUCAUGGCUCAUACCUUUUAUCAUAAUUGGCAUUAAUAUUUUCCUAACAUCUAGACUCAAAUUAUGCGGCUCAAAUAUUUCCAAGCUCUAUUGUGUGAAUUGGGUUAUUGUUAAACUUGCUUGUUCUUCAUCUGACACAAUGAUUAACAACAUUGUUGUUUAUAUUACAAUAAUCAUUUAUUUUUUCAUGGUGUUCAUAUUUUGGUCAUACAUGUAUUUAAUCAAAACAUGCAUAAGUUCUCUAGAAAACAGGAGAAAGUUUAUGAAAACCUGUGUGCCACAUUUAACCUCCUUACUCACUUUUAUUGCAAGUGUAUUAUUUGAGAUAAUGUAAAGGUUUGGUUCGAAAAAUGUAUCCAAAAACUUUCAGAAUUUUAUUGCAAUAGAAUUUCUUUUCAUUUCUCCAAUUAUGAAUCCUCUGAUUUAUGGUUUCAAAUCUGUGCUCCGGCUUCGUUCCUCUUCUAAAGACAUGGACGUUAGGUGCCAAGAGGGCAAAAAGCUUUCCCCAGGGUUGGAUCGCCCCAGGGAGGAGCUCAAUGGCACAAACAAAUUAGCGGUGAGGCAACAAAGACUUAGCUUAGGGUUUACUGAAUACUGGUACAAGAUCAUGAUAGCAGGACAGUACCUGGAUAGCCAGCGCGAUGACCUCAUUGAGAUCUUCAGGAAGGUCAAUGGCGACUAG